GCGCGGAGGCGCGUCAAUAACCGCUGAACUUCUAUACUGCUGACUCAAAACUUGGAACAAGCAAACUUCGUCCGAACUUCGCCCGAACGGCACUGGCCUUUGGCCAAAUGAGCAUGGAAGUUUACCUCGUGAUUGUCGUUCUGUUUGUGGGUAACGUUGCCUUAUUGGAAGCAAAAACACCACUUGUUAUUGUUCCUGGAGAUGGAGGUAGUCAACUUCAGGCUCGCAUCAACAAAUCAUCAGUGCCACACUUCUGGUGCGAGAAAACCUCAAGCUCCUGGUUUGACCUGUGGCUGAGUGUAGAGUCACUGUUGCCAAAAGCUAUAGAUUGUUGGGCUGACAAUAUCAAACUUGUUUACAAUCAUUCAUCAGGGAAGAUGGGCAAUUCACCUGGCGUGGAAGUUCAAGUUCCAUAUUUCGGCACAACUAAGGGUGUGUCAUAUUUAGAUCCUUCUCUGUACCACCCUGGGGAAUAUUUUGCUGAUAUGGUCUCUGCUCUGGAAAGUAUUGGGCUUAAGGAUGGUGUGUCGAUAAGAGCUGCACCAUUUGACUUUAGAUAUGCCCCAAAUUCAGCUCAAGAAUACUUCAUCAACCUUCAGGCUUUGAUAGAAGAUACCUAUGUCAAAAACAAUAAGACAAGAGUAGUUCUACUGUCUCACAGCCUAGGAUGUCCAUACACACAUUACUUUCUUAGCAAAAUGCCACAGGACUGGAAGGACUUGCACAUCAAAGUUUGGAUCACGGUGGCCGGGGCAUGGGCUGGGGCGGCUAAGCUGAUGCGUAUAUAUGCCUCAGGGACUAAUCUAGGCUUUCCAGAUGUAGUUCUUGAACCACUGAAUCUUCGGCCAGUCCUUAGGACGUAUGAAAGCACUGCUUUUCUGAUGCCCAGUCAACAUUUCUGGUCUGCGGAAGAGGUAAUUGUCCAAACAACUAAUCAGAACUACUCUAGGGGUAACCUUGAGAAGUUCUUCCUGGACAUCCAGUACCCAGACGCCAUUAAUAUAAGCAAACAAGUUCCACCAGUCUGGAUUGAUGAUCCUCCCAAUGUACCCUUGUACUGCCUCUACGGCACUAAUGUGUCUACGCCCGAAAAGUUUGUUUACAGUGCAGAUGAGUUCCCUGAUACAUUUCCCCAGACACUGUUUGGAGAUGGUGACGGCACAGUCAAUAUUCGCAGUCUGCAGGCUUGCCACAGCUUUGUGGGCAAACAAAAACAACCAGUAGUUAUCAAGUCAUUUUCAAAUGCUGAGCACAUGGGAAUCAUUGGAGAUGAGAGGCUGAUCGAAUAUGUGAAAAAUCUUAUUAGUUCAAUGCACUAAAAAUGGACAUUGAUUAAAGGGCUGUUGGGAACAUAAGAAAAAUAUCUAAAAAAGUACAUGUAUGUCUAGGAAAUAUUCUUGUAUUAAUGGAUAACAAUGACUGUGCCCUUUGGGCACACGUGAACAAGCUUUCAGUUCCUAACUUGUUCUUUGAAAUCCUAAUUCUCCUUACCAAUUUGCAUACAUGUACAUUCAUCUAAAUACUAGUUCUGAGAACUUGGCAUUUCAUCAAUUCUUUUUUCUUUAUUACAGUCUGGUUUUGUCUCUGUUGAUACUGACACCUUAUCUUGAUAUAGACACUGUUGAUCCUAAUGGUGGCCACUCAAUGGUGCAUGAUCGACUAGUUGACAUGAAAAAUAUAUUAAGAGCCUAUAAUAUUUGAAAUUACUUCUCAAGUGUGUUCUUGGCUUUCUCUACAUGUACUUUUGUUGUUAGCUUUUGUAUAUUUUGAAAAAGUAGGAUAUCUAGUGUAUAGUAAGCCAGUUACCUGUCGUAGUUUAUUAAAUUAUGACUGUUUAAAAUGACAAUGCAUUCAGCAUCACUAUUCAGAAUGGUUUUAAUGUAAAUUAAACUUUUUUUCUGUUUUUACUGAUAACUGACCAUCACGAUAGUAGUGUUAAUUAAAAAGACGGUAAACUGAAAAUGGAA
Orbicella faveolata is the source of this 1967-nucleotide messenger RNA. RefSeq names its product lysosomal phospholipase A and acyltransferase-like. The record is from RefSeq and is a predicted model, not a curated record. Gene Ontology annotation, biological process: lipid metabolic process. NCBI's taxonomy places the organism in Eukaryota, Metazoa, Cnidaria, Anthozoa, Scleractinia, Merulinidae.